This is a messenger RNA of Notolabrus celidotus (New Zealand spotty), 2824 nucleotides long. Its product is annotated as paired box protein Pax-3-like. The transcript is spliced from 9 exons. NCBI's taxonomy places the organism in Eukaryota, Metazoa, Chordata, Actinopteri, Labriformes, Labridae. Gene Ontology annotation, biological process: regulation of transcription by RNA polymerase II; anatomical structure development. Bases 310 to 1776 code for a protein of 488 amino acids. Gene Ontology annotation, molecular function: DNA-binding transcription factor activity, RNA polymerase II-specific; RNA polymerase II cis-regulatory region sequence-specific DNA binding. The record is from RefSeq and is a predicted model, not a curated record.
CUCGGAGGGGGACAGCGAGCACAGAUAAAAUGUUUGACUUCCAUCAAUCCUCCCAAAACAUCCUCUCAGUCCUCACAGGAAUGCUAUAGCGACCUGCACUUUGAUUUAAACCCUCACCCCAGCUCACACUGACUUCUGGAUACACAUUUACAACAACAACUACUCCAAGGAGCCAACCUGUUACUCAGAGGAGACACAGGCUGUGUUGCGAAAUUUCCCCAACAAACAAAAGUUAUUUGGUGGGAUUACGAGCGACGAGGAAAGGGGCAGCUGUGUCCCAAACUGUUACCUGACAGAGGGUCAGGGAUCAUGACAGCGCUGGCAGGAGGUUUACCGAGAAUGAUGAGACCGACUCCUCACCAGAACUAUCCCCGAGGAGGAUACUCUCUGGAAGUUUCUACUCCGCUUGGACAGGGUCGAGUUAACCAGCUCGGUGGAGUCUUCAUAAACGGCAGACCUCUCCCCAACCACAUCAGACACAAAAUCGUGGAGAUGGCCCAUCACGGUGUCCGUCCGUGCGUCAUCUCUCGCCAGCUGCGCGUGUCCCACGGCUGCGUGUCCAAAAUCCUGUGCCGGUACCAGGAGACAGGCUCCAUCAGGCCGGGUGCCAUCGGAGGCAGCAAGCCCAAGCAAACUUCUACUCCAGAGGUGGACAAAAAAAUCGAAGAGUACAAGAGAGAGAACCCGGGCAUGUUCAGCUGGGAGAUCAGGGACAAAUUACUGAAAGAUGGAAUCUGCGACAGGAACAACGUUCCCUCAGUGAGCGCCAUCAGUCGCAUCAUGCGCUCCAAAUUCGGCGGAGUUGGCGGUGAUGAUGAUGAGGAUGAUGAGGAUGUGGUGAAGAGGGAGAUGGAGGAAAGCGAGCCACGAACAAAACACAGCAUCGAUGGCAUUCUGGGAGACAGAUCAAGUCACUCGGAUGAGGGCUCCGAUGUGGACUCCGAGCCAGGCCUGCCUCUGAAGAGGAAGCAGCGUCGCAGUCGCACCACCUUCACGGCAGAGCAGCUGGAGGAGCUGGAGAGAGCCUUUGAACGCACACACUACCCUGACAUCUACACACGGGAGGAGCUGGCUCAGCGGGCCAAGCUGACGGAGGCCCGGGUUCAGGUAUGGUUCAGCAACAGAAGAGCCAGGUGGAGGAAGCAAGCAGGGGCAAGUCAACUGAUGGCAUUUAACCACCUCAUCCCUGGUGGUUUCCCUCCCUCAGCCAUGUCAGGCCUGCAGCCGUAUCAGCUCUCUGACAGCCCAUACACUCCCACUUCUAUCGCUCAAGCAGCAUCUGAGCAGCCAAGUACAGUCCACCGACCGCAGCCUCUGCCACCCACCUCCGUGCACCAAAGUGGGCUCAGUUCAUCAGCUGGUUCCCAGGAUGGCGGCUCGGCUUACUGCCUCUCCUCUGGACGUCACGGCUUCUCAGGAUACUCGGACAGCUUUGCACCGACAGGACAUGGCAACACAGUCAACCCUGCCAUCAGCAACAGCCUCUCACCACAGGUAAUGGGCCUAUUGAACCCAGGAGGAGUCCCUCAUCAGUCCCAGAGUGACUUCGCCCUCUCUCCUCUGACUGGAAGUCUAGAGCCUAACGGUGGCAUGGCCACCAGUUGCCAUGGUUCUCAGCGUCUAGAGGCCCUACCAGGCCUGACCAGUAUGCCAACACUUCCCAGCACCCAGUCUUACUGCCCACCUUCCUACACCACCCAAGCCUACGCCGUGGACCACCACCCAUCCUACCAGUACGGACAGUACAGCCAGAGCAAGGUGCCUUUCAUUAUAUGAAACCCCCAACAUGGCCUGAACAGGAGGCUUCCCAGCCUGUCUGACAUUCACCGCCCCCCCCCCAAAGUCGCUACCUUUGCCAAACCUCCCCAGCCCUGAGGACAGCGAGAGAAAAGAGAGGGUUGGCUGGUUUGAAGGGGUUGAGGUUUCUCCUCCAGCAAGGGAACCAGUGGAGAUGGAGGUGUAUUUAGUGAUGGCAAAGGAGGGGGGUUGAGUGAAAUAAUUGGGACCAAAGGCAACAGCCUCUCCUGUUACCUGGCAAUCUUUACUUGCUUGUGCGUCACUUCAUGCUCCAAGGACCAAGCACGAUUCAUUGUCCACGCUUAAAGAGGAAAAGAAGAGGGGCGGGAGUAAAUACAUUCAAGGUUCUGUAUUUGAUUUUUGUAAUAAGUGGCAGAGACUCAAGUUGAGGUGGACUUUGUAAGCCCUCUCUUGAGUGUCUCCUCAUCACAAUGUCUUAAUGCAUUUAUUGUACAUUAAUGCGACUUCUGUCAAAGACAUUUGUGGUGAAUAUGUGACUACACCAGGAAAACCAGCAGAAAGGCAUGGACAGAGGAGGAUUGGAGUCAUAGUGAAAACCACUGCAACCCAAAGAAAGUGCAAUACAUUCAUACCUCAUGUGAUGUAAAUGAACAACCAGGAUCAAAUGCCCCUGACUAUAUCCUCAAGAAUAUGCUCUCUGUUUGUUAAUCUCAUUCAUUUUUGUUUGUGUGCAUUGACCAAUCAGGGGAAAUCAUCAAUAUAUGAAAAAAUAAAGCAAAAGGUAGCUGUGAUGUCAGUAAGCCAAAAAUUCUCUGCCGGUGCAUACAUUAUUCAAACUUACAGUUAUUUUUCUCUAUGUUUGCAUGUACUGUAUUAAAUUAGUUUUCAGCAGGAACUUGCAAAAAAAUGGUUCCACUUCUUAUUUAUUUAGUGUGUUCAGUGUUAUGUCUCUUCUGUGCUUCAGUAAGUCUUACACAACGUUCAGUAUACAUGUUUCCUUUUUUUUUGUAUAAUUUUCAUUUACAUUGCAUAAAAGGAUUUUGUUGUAAUAAAUUUGUGUACAAUA